AUGGCGCUGCCGUCGUCCUGGUCGGACAUCCCACUGGAGCUGGCCGGCCUGGUCCUCCGCCACCUGCCCUCGCACGUGGACCGCGUCCGGUUCGCCGCCGUGCCCACAGUGGCGCGCCGCCGCCCGGGAGCCUAUGCAGGGGCCUGUGGCAACUGGCUGGCCUUCUCAACCGAGGACGGCUGCUUCCUGAGGGACCCGUUCUCCAACGCCACCGUGACACUUCCUCAGGUGUUCCGCGUCCGAGCCCCAUUUCGCCUCAGUGAGACACGCGUCUCAUGGAUUGAAAUCGAGGAGGCCCCCGAGAAGCUUACUAUGUACAAACCGGUAUUUUGCUCCCGCCAACUCAUCGCCACAUUCAUCACGUUUCAGUACAGCACUAAGGUUGCAGUGUGCCAGCCAGGGGCGGCCUCCUGGUGGUCGGUACAUGUGGAUCACCGGUUUGAGCUGUCUGAUGAUAGGGCAUUCCACCAAGGAAAGCUCUACAUCCUCAAUAACGACGACCAUUGCCUUUUUGCAAUGGACAUCAGUGUGCACCACAGAACGGGAGAUCCAUGGAUUUGUCAAGUUCGACGUGUUAUCAGCAGCGUCCUGAUUCCUCGUCCUGCAAUUAGGGGCAUAUGCCUAAAUGAACAUCAGAAGAUGCUCUACCUGGUUGAAUUCGAAUCACAUGGCACGUUGCUGAUGGUGCACAGGAAGACAUACGGAGAGGGGAGGAUCGGACCCAGAUGGUUAGUGGCGGGCACAUUUAUCGCAUCCGGGUGGGAGUUUGAGGUGUUCAUGGCGGACUUCCAGCAGUCAAAGUGGACCAAGGUGACGACCAUUGGCGAUGACCAGGUGCUUUUCCUGCAGAGGCGGUGCUCCAGGUUCAUUCGCGUCUCUCCAGAGGAGAUGCCGGGGGACCGCAUUAUCUUCCUUUGUACCCAGUGUGCAUUUUGA
This is a messenger RNA of Miscanthus lutarioriparius, 936 nucleotides long. The record is from the annotation of a GenBank genome assembly. Lineage: Eukaryota; Viridiplantae; Streptophyta; Magnoliopsida; Poales; Poaceae.